Penaeus chinensis is the source of this 2758-nucleotide messenger RNA. Its product is annotated as non-lysosomal glucosylceramidase-like. The coding region runs from base 16 to 2700 and encodes 894 amino acids. The record is from RefSeq and is a predicted model, not a curated record. Gene Ontology annotation, biological process: carbohydrate metabolic process; glucosylceramide catabolic process. Gene Ontology annotation, molecular function: beta-glucosidase activity; glucosylceramidase activity. Gene Ontology annotation, cellular component: membrane. The transcript is spliced from 16 exons. Lineage: Eukaryota; Metazoa; Arthropoda; Malacostraca; Decapoda; Penaeidae.
CUGAAAUAAAACAAAAUGGUGAAGCCAGCUGAUGUUGACGUUGUUGAUGCGGGCAAGAAGGGCGCACCCGCUGGUAGUCCCGUCAUGGCAGCGUGUGAGGAGGAGGUGUUGCUCUCUGUGCCCGGGGAAGGCGUGGAAAGGAAGCUGGAAAAUGUGUCUCGGUUCCCUCGUCAUGGCUGGAAGGUUCCUCUUGACCACAGGUUCCCCGAGAAGAGGAACCAGCGGAUUCGGCCGAGGAUUGCGCAACUACCCCAGCUGAUGCCUCUCUUCGUGAGAUAUCUCGUCUACUACAUGUACACAAGGGCCCAGGGACGCAAGCCGUGGAUAGAUUGCAUAACAAUGAUGAAUGGGAAACAGAUGUAUGGUGUCCCACUGGGAGGCAUAGGCUCAGGAACAAUUGGCCGUGGGUUUAGGGGGGAGUUCUGCCGCUACCAGAUGGUGCCUGGAAUUUAUGAGUACCACACUGUCAUGGCCAAUCAGUUCAUCGUGACAAUCAGAGACCCCAAGGGCAAUACACUCUACCAAAAGGUCUUGUCAGUACACAGUAAGUCCAAGAAAGGUUUGGGGUCGUGGGACUGGGGCUUCAGUGGAGCAGAUGCCCUCUACUGCGGCCUUUAUCCAAGAUCAUGGACUGUCUACAAUAUCAAAGAACAGAGCAUAAGACUAAUAUGCCGUCAGAUUUCACCUGUUAUACCACACAAUUAUAAAGAUUCAUGUUUACCUGUAGGUAUGUUUGUAUGGAAUAUUGAAAAUCACAAUUCGGAACCUCGCGAUGUUUCCAUUUCUCUCACCUUCAAGAACGGCACAGGCAGUAGUGAAGAUAAAAAUGGAGAAUGUUGGAGCGAAGUUUGGGAAAGAAAUUUGGAGGAAGGGAAAGCGAAAGGCGUCGUGUUGCACCAGACCAUCAGAAGUCUCAAUCUGCGAUACUGUUUGGCCGUCAGAGAAAAGCCUGGCGUCUCUGCCUCCCACUGCCCCGGCUUCAAUCCCACAGGGCCUGGCGACUCCGUGUGGAAUGACCUGAAAAUGGACGGAGAGUUGGAAAGCAAAGAAGCACCCUUGAUAAAAACAAGAAAAGGUGAAGAGAGAGCAGUGGCAGUGUGUGGAAAGUGUAGCAUAGGGGCCAACAAGUCAGGCAUGGUGGAGAUCGCCCUGGCUUGGGACAUGCCGCAAAUUGUGUUCAAAAGCCGGGGGAUUACUCACACCAGACGAUAUACACGCUGGUUUGGGGAUGAGCAAACAGCAGCCCAGGAGAUCGCUUCUUAUGCUCUGGACAGCUACAAGCGGUGGGAAGUCGAGAUAGAGAAUUGGCAGAAUCCUAUCCUUCAGGACAAAGACUUACCCGACUGGUUCAAAAGUGCCAUCUUCAAUGAGCUCUACUUCAUCUCGGACGGAGGCUCGGUCUGGCUCGAGAUGACACCCUCUCCCAACACACCCCUGCCUGCCUACGACACUCGACCUGAAUAUGGCCGCUUUGCAUACCUGGAAAGCCACGAGUACCGGAUGUACAACACCUACGACGUGCACUUCUACGCGUCGUGGGCCCUCGUCAUGUUAUGGCCUGAGCUGCAGAAGUCCCUCCAGUAUGACAUGGCCCAAUGGACUACCUCGGCUGACCUCACACCCCGGACGCAUCUCUUCAGGGGGAACAAGGGCGUGCGCAAGCUGGCCAAUGCUGUGCCACAUGAUAUUGGUGACCCAGAGGAUGAGCCCUUUGUGCGUGUAAAUGCUUACCAGAUUCAUGACAUUAGUUAUUGGAAAGAUCUGAACCUAAAGUUUGUUUUACAGGUGUACAGAGACCACACUUUCUUCCAUGACCUUGAUCACCUCACGCACAUGUGGCCGGUAUGUCGGGCCGUAAUGGACCGAUGCUUUGCCUAUGACCGGGAUGGUGAUGGCCUGAUUGAGAAUGAAGGCCAGGCAGACCAGACUUAUGACUCGUGGGUGAUGCAUGGACCCUCGGCCUACUGCUGCUCAUUGUGGGUGGCCGCCCUGGCCGUCAUGGUGGAGAUGGCCUCGGAGCUCAAAGAUGAGGCUGAGGAGAAGAAGUUUGCCGAGGCUCUGGCCAAGGCGAGGGUAGCCCUGCAGGAGAAACUCUGGAAUGGAAAAUAUUACAAGUUUGAUUGUUGUGAUGCUCCCCACAGCCACAGUAUUAUGGCAGAUCAGCUGGUUGGUCACUGGUAUCUCUCUCUGUCUGGAGCUGGAGUUGAGGUAUUCAGACGAGACUGUGUGAAGUCAGUCUUAGAACUCCUUUACGAGUACAAUGUCCAGAGGUUCAACAAUGGCGAGAUGGGGGCAGUGAACGGCAUGAACCCUGAUGGCAGUAUAGACAGGUACACCAUGCAGAGCGAGGAGAUGUGGGUGGGGGUCACCUAUGGGCUCGCUGCCACUAUGAUCUAUGAGGGAAUGGUGGAGCAAGGAUUCAAGACGGCAGAAGGUGUCUAUCGCACAGUCUAUGAGAAGAUUGGCCAAGGUUUUGAGACCCCUGAGGCCUUGUACGGAGAGCACAAAUACCGUGCCAUUGGCUACAUGCGUCCACUGUCCAUCUGGUCCAUGUACCAUGCUUACUUGCAGCAGAAGAGAAGGAAAAUGGCUGAAGCGUGCCAGAAGAGCUACAGCAAUGCCUCCUCUCCUGUACCAUCCAUGGGGAGUGAAGAGGGAGUGAAUCUGGUGCAGGAUUCUUCUAGCGAUGUGUCGAAAUGAGGAGAGGAGAGAAGUAUCUCAAAAUUACAUUUAGGUGUUUCAGGCGGGGAACAUCAAG